This is a messenger RNA of Thlaspi arvense, 933 nucleotides long. The record is from the annotation of a GenBank genome assembly. Lineage: Eukaryota; Viridiplantae; Streptophyta; Magnoliopsida; Brassicales; Brassicaceae.
AUGUCAAGGCCUGGUGGUGGUCAGCUUCCUCCUCGUUGUCCGAUUCCAAAGAAGCUGUCGCUGAAUCCCGUUGCAGACACAUUCUACUCUUCUUCUUCACCCAUUGAAUCAUACAUUGGCCAGUACAAGUCUUCCUCCACUCAAGAUUCCACGCUCGAGGACCAACCAGCUUGGCUUGAUGAGUUGCUCCGUGAGAAAACCGAUGGGAUGCUCACUGGAGGAGGUCCUCUCCGCCGCUCAGCUAGUGACUCGGUUGUGCUUUUGGGAGACAUCUCAGCAAACUUCUCUGGUUUUAACCAAAGCGAAGAUGAAGAAAGUCUGACAUCUGAAGCUUGUGGGGAGCUGGAGUCAGCUUGUGUAUAUGGUCCCAACUCGCCCAGAGCAAGGAACAACUCAAGCUUCUCUAACAAUCCUAUUGCUUCUGCCUUCUCGGAAUUUGGCUCUCAGAAAACUCCUCAGAACUCGGAUGAUACUUUUCAAGGGACCAAUUGUUCGCCCAUGGCAGAAAAUGCUUGCGGUUCAAUGGGCGUACCAAAUGCAAAAAGGAACCCAGGACAGCGCUCGAGAGUUCGUAAGCUCCAGUACAUUGCUGAACUUGAGAGGAGGGUAUCCAUGUUGCAGGCGGUGGAAGCGGAUUUAUCAGUGAGAGUGGCUUCACUUCUUCAGGCACGUGCAACGCUGUCCCUGGAGAAUAGCCAGCUGAAGCAGCAGAUGGCGAUACUAAAGCAGGACAAGCUCAUAAGGGAAGGUGAAUACCAGCUACUGAAGAAGGAAGCUCAGAGAUUGCAAUCUGGAAUGGGAAACUUAGGGAGCAAUAACAACAGUAACAGGUUGGUCAGGUCAUAUUCUGAUGGUUACAAUAUAGCUCCAAGGAUAGCUUCGUCACAGUUGGACUGGAAGUUGCUGGAUCUAACCAAACUCAAUCUCAAAUAA